GCGCCAGCGGCGAAUGUAUGAAGUUCUGCGUAUGGCCGUGUCUACAUCUUUGAAAAUGCGGCGCUGUCAGGGCCGUUCCACUUGAGAUCUGAUUGGCAGCAGCGGCACAGCGGGUGAAACUUUUCAGGAUAAUUGAACCAGAUUAAGCACUAUGGUUCUGCGGAAGAUGAACCUGAUCGUGGCUGUGGCAUCCAACGGGGGUAUUGGAAAAAAUAAUGAUUUGCCAUGGAAACUGACAAAGGAAUUUAGGUAUUUCGUCAAUACGACGCGCCGUUUGGAGGACGCCAGCAAGAAGAAUGCCGUUGUCUUGGGCCGCAAAACCUGGGAGUCCAUACCACCCACAAUGAGACCAAUGAAAGGCAAAAUCAACGUGAUUGUUACUUCUCAGAAAGACUUUGUUGCAGAGGGCAAGGAUGUUUACGUGGUACACAGUCUGCAAGAAGCACAGGAGCUUUUGUCGACUCCUCCCCUGGCAGACACGGUGGAGACCAUCUGGCAAGUCGGCGGCGCGUCUCUUUAUCAGGAAGCCAUUGAGAAGAAACUUGUGGACAAGCUGUAUCUCACAAAAAUCAGAAAAGAGUAUGACGCAGACGUCUUCUUUCCGAAGUACAACGAAGAAGAUUUCGUGGAAAUCAGUGACCCCCACGUUCCGGAGGGUGUGCUGGAGGAGGACGGCGUGGAGUGGACCCACCAUGUGCUUCAGAUGAAGUAGUCGCCUGACGCGGAUCGACGCUGGCAGUCCGCGGCUGAGAAAUGAACAAGUUAUUGGUGCACGGUUUUGUACUUGACAGCUUUUUCCACAUAUCCGUAGAGCUCGUUGAAGUGGUUUGUGUCCAGUGCAUUCUGGUGCUUGGUCGUUUUUUCACAUAUCCGUAGAGCUCGUCAAGGUGUUUUGUGUCCGAUGCAUUCCGGUACUUGGUCAUGUUAUUUCAGGUAAGCGUAGGUGCUGAAGGAACCGGCUCUGAGUUCCGCACUGAAGCUGAAUGAAUAAAGUAAGGAUAUUUCUAGAA
This is a messenger RNA of Pollicipes pollicipes, 1010 nucleotides long. Its product is annotated as putative dihydrofolate reductase. NCBI's taxonomy places the organism in Eukaryota, Metazoa, Arthropoda, Thecostraca, Pollicipedomorpha, Pollicipedidae. The transcript has 6 exons. Gene Ontology annotation, cellular component: mitochondrion. The record is from RefSeq and is a predicted model, not a curated record. Gene Ontology annotation, molecular function: NADP binding; dihydrofolate reductase activity. Gene Ontology annotation, biological process: folic acid metabolic process; dihydrofolate metabolic process; tetrahydrofolate biosynthetic process. The coding region runs from base 152 to 712 and encodes 186 amino acids.